UGGUAGUAUGAAUCAUCAGGUAAUUGUUUUUAAAAUAAAUAGGAUGUGACUGUGGCUUUUGUGGACUGCCCGCGAUAUUUAUUGAGGACAGACUUGUACUCCUCAUGUCUCCUCAUGACUCAAAGUAGUUGCCGGAGUCGGCGAAGGGCAGCUCAGUAGAGAGGGGAGCUAGAGGACGGUGAUCAAUCAACAAAUUUGUGUGAAACAACGACCCAUUGUGUUUGAAAAAAGAAACACCAAUGUAACGGGUCCGGGUAAGCGGUAGACCGUGAGCUGGCAUGCAAUUGAGGCGUUUGCCGUGGAGGUUUGCGCGCCUGGUUCUGCUCCUGUGUGUGGUGUCGCCUCUGCUGAUCUAUACUGCUGGCUAUUUAUCGUUCCGCUCCGUCAAGCAGAGUCCUGGAAAUGGCCUUGCCAGAGACACAGAUAAUCAUGCCACUAACAAACAAUCCCAGAUUCCUGGCGGCACGACUGAAUCUGCGUCUUUGAAGGCACCCCUGGUUCUCUCUACGGAUCAGCAAUACCAAAAUUUGCAGAAAAUAAGGAGCCCAGCUCCAGGAACAAAUGAUAAGGAUGGGUUAGGCGCUACAACUGCUCCAGUGUAUUCGUCGCGUAUCCAUGCCUUCUACUACCCUUGGUAUGCCUCUCCAGCCAUAGAGGGAAAGUAUCUGCAUUGGAACCAUCGUAUUCUGCCGUUCUGGGGCGAUAAAGAGGCCGUUAAGAAGCCGCCGCAUUAUCACACACCCCCUGGCGACAUCGGAGCGCAGUUUUACCCCCAGCUAGGUAUCUAUAGCUCUCGCUCGCUGGCUGUUAUCAGUGCACACAUGAAGCAAAUGAAAGCCGCUGGGGUUGGAGUUGCUGCGGUCAGUUGGUAUCCACCAAAGUUGGCUGACGACAACGGAAAGCCGAGUGACGAUGUCAUUCCGAUGCUUUUAAAGGCCGGCCAUGAGCAUGGUGUGAGCAUUGCAUUUCACCUGGAACCUUACGAACCGCGUAGUGCCAAAGACGUAUACAAUGACCUCAAGUACAUCAUUGACACCUACGGCCAGCAUCCGGCAUUCUACCGCACUCGCCUAUCUGCGGGCACGCCAAGCCGUCCGAUUGUUUAUGCGUACGAUUCUUACAAGAUCCCAACUGACCAAUGGAAAGCGUUGCUGACUGAAGGUGGUGCCAUGUCGAUCCGUGCUAGCAAGUAUGAUUGUCUAAUGGUGGGACUUGUUGUGAACAAGAAUGACCUAGAGAAACUGCAUGCGGCUGGAUUCGAUGGAUCCUACACUUACUUCGCCAGCAAGACGUUCACGUUUGGCUCGAACCCGGAGAACUGGAAGUGGCUGAACGAGCUCUCAGCCAAGCUGAACAUGCUGUUCAUUCCCAGUAUAGGCCCUGGCUAUGAUGAUACGGCCAUUAGGCCGUGGAACGCCGACACUCGCCAAGUUCGUGCUGGCGGUAAGUACUACAGGGAUAUGAUCUCGGCUGUUCUGGAGUUGGACAUCGAGGCAAUCUCCAUUACCUCUUUCAACGAGUGGGGCGAAGGAACUCAGAUCGAGUCGGCCGUUCCGUACACGUUCAUUAAUCCACAUGGCUCCAACCGUGUCUACUCAGAUUACCAGCCACUCGCGCCGGACGGCUAUCUCAAAAUCACGAAGGAAGACCUAAAUCAUUUUGUUCCUGCUAGACUCUUCUGAGUUGGACCAUGGCAUGCUCGGUGCUGUGCUGUACUAAGUUCUCAUCACGCCCAGGCAGGUUUAAUUUAGACCUGUGGGCAUACCAGCAAGGUAGAUCUAUGAUUUUAUUUUAUCCCAUCGAAUUACUGUGCAGUAUACAGUCGUGGCAAGCGAAA
This is a messenger RNA of Sycon ciliatum, 1837 nucleotides long. RefSeq names its product glycoprotein endo-alpha-1,2-mannosidase-like protein. Bases 279 to 1682 code for a protein of 467 amino acids. Gene Ontology annotation, cellular component: Golgi apparatus. The record is from RefSeq and is a predicted model, not a curated record. Gene Ontology annotation, molecular function: alpha-mannosidase activity. Lineage: Eukaryota; Metazoa; Porifera; Calcarea; Leucosolenida; Sycettidae. The transcript has a single exon.